Molecule: messenger RNA, 1406 nt
Organism: Carassius auratus (goldfish)
Lineage: Eukaryota; Metazoa; Chordata; Actinopteri; Cypriniformes; Cyprinidae
Product: H-2 class I histocompatibility antigen, Q9 alpha chain
Exons: 8
Coding region: 350-1375 (341 amino acids)
Biological process (GO): immune response
Cellular component (GO): external side of plasma membrane
Source: RefSeq, a predicted model, not a curated record
GUACCGUAAAUGCAGGAUUACACGCGCAAGACAGAAAAAAGUGCGGUUGGCUUUACACAGUCAUUUAUUUACGUUUCCAGGCAUAACAUUAUACAAAGCGACACUCACGUCUCACGGAAAUCCUAAAUAAUUCAACCAAUCCGAUGACGACUUCGACACUUCUGAAGUGUUUCCACUUUUGUGUCCUACAUGCAUCAGACGUUGAGCCAGCGGUCCAUGUGCGUGAUGUCUGAGUCGGAGACUAACUUACCAGCUUACAGAAGACAAUCGAUGUGUCUUUGACAGCUUUGUUAAUUAAAUCCUCUACAACGUUUUUCUGAAAGGAAUUAUUUCUCAGGCAAAAGAAAUAAUGUGGCAUGUAGUGAUUUUGCUCCUUGGAGCCCAUCUGGCCUGUGCUAGAACACACUCUCUGAGAUACUUCUACACUGGUGUUUCUGGAAUCAAUGACUUCCCAGAGUUCACUGCAGUUGGUCUGGUCGAUGAAGAGCAGUUUUUUUACUUUGACAGCAACACAAAUAAAGCUGUGCCAAAGACAGAGUGGAUCAGACAGAAUGUGGGUGACGAUUACUGGAUAAGAGAGGCUCAGAUUGAUAUUAAAGCACAUCAGGCCUUCAAAAUCGUCAUCCAAAACAUGAAGGGACUCUUCAACCAGUCAGCUGGUGUUCACUCGUGGCAGCUGAUGUACGGCUGUGAGUUGGAUGAUGAUGGCACCCAACGAGGAUACUAUCAGUAUGGUUAUGAUGGAGAGGACUUCCUCAGUCUGGAUAAGAGCACCCUCACCUGGACAGCUGCUAGUCCUCAAGCUGUCCUUACCAAGAACACAUGGGAGACUCAAGAAAGACAGUUAGCAGAAUACUGGAAAGCAUAUCUGGAGAACACAUGUAUUGAGUGGGUGCAGAAGUAUGUGAAUUAUGGGAAGGAAACUCUGGAGAGAAAAGUCGCUCCUCAGGUGUCUCUGCUGCAGAAGUCUUCCUCGUCUUCAGUCAAAUGUCAUGCUACAGGUUUUUACCCCAGUGGAGUAACAAUCUCCUGGCAGAAAAAUGGACAAGAGCAUCAUGAGGAUGUGUAUCUUGCUGAACUUCUUCCCAAUGAGGACGGGACCUUUCAGAGGACGAGCACCAUCAAAGUUUCACCUGAGGAGCUGAAGAAGAACCAGUUCAGCUGUGUGGUGGAGCAUCAGGGUGAAACCUUCAGAAGCAUUUUUAAAGCUGCUGUCCCCAUCGGCUUCAUUCUUGCUGCUGUUGCUGGUGUCUUCCUGUUGAUUGUCACUGCUGUUGCUGGAUAUAAGGUCUAUCAGAAAAAGAAAGGCUUUAAACCUGUCAAUGCAUCUGAUGACGGUUCAAACGGCUCAGCUCGUUCAGAUACAAAAACAUAAAGAUGAGACCAGAUGAGUGCAAGAGAUGAAG